CCGCAGGAGUCGCCCCCCGAGUCCUCGCUCCCGGGACGCUGGCGGGGCCGCGGGCGGGCGCGGGCGCCGUUCGCCUUCCGACAAGUGUGGCCCCGCCGCCGACCCGUAGGCCGCCGUCCGCGUCCUGUUCGGUCUCCAGGCAACCGGGGCCGGCGGGCGCGCGGAACCCAACCGGCCCUGGGCGGCAGGGGGCACCGCGGGCCCGGAGGGGCGGACGGGCCGGGCGCCAUGGACCUGGUCAUCACGCAGGAGCUGGCCCGCGCCGAGAGCCAGCAAGAUCCUGCGUCCUUGAAGAAGGCCUACGAAUUAAUCAAGUCGGCCAACUCGGGGAAAUCGGAGUUCGACCCCUCGGAGAGCUUCAGCCCGGACCUGUUCGUUCUGUGUGCAGAGCAGGCCCUCAAGAUGGGACAGCCAGAGGUGAGCGAGGACUGCAUCCAGAUGUACUUCAAGGUGAAGGCGCCCGUCACCCAGUUUCUGGGCCGAGCGCACCUGUGCAGGGCCCAGCUGUGUGCCCCGCAGUCAGCAGAAAACCUGGAGGAGUUUGAAAAUUGCGUGACUCAGUACAUGAAGGCUAUAAACUUUGCCAAAGGAGAACCGAGGUAUUACUUUUUGGUGUAUAAUGCAUCAGUCCUCUACUGGCAGAUGGUCAGGCCGUUCCUCAAGCCUGGAUAUCACCACUAUCUGAUCCCCAGCCUUUCCCAAAUCGUGAACGUGCUCAGUCAGACUGAGGAGGAAGACAAGGAGUGGCGUGCCGAGCUGAUGCUGGAGCUUCUGGAGUGUUACGUGCAAGCCGGAAGAAAGGAAGAGGCUGCCAGGUUCUGCUCCACUGCAGCGCCAUUCAUAAAGUCUCACGUGCCGCAGAAAUACCGGCAGGUAUUCUCCAUGAUGGUUCGUCAUGAAUUAAUGGACGGGUUUCAGUUAAAGGAAGAAAUGAGAAGUUCCAUUUCCCUGUCCAUUGCUUUCUAUAUUAACAUGCUAAAGGCAAAACAGGAGCAAAAUGAUUUACCGGAAGACGUCAGUGUCGUUCUGAGGAAGGCCUAUAGACACUUAGGCCGUUUCACCCACCUCCACGUUCCUUCCAUCAGAGAAGAAAAAAUGCUUCUGCUGUUUGAAUUGGCUCGUUUUUCCCUGACCUUGAAGUGCACGGAGAUCUCCUCUGAUUGCCUCUCAGACCUGAAGAAGAUGGAAAGCGCGGAUCCCGGGAAGCUGAUUGAAAUUGAGUGUCUGGAGUGUGAAUCCGAAGCCUUAAGACUUGAGAGUAAAAUGAAAGUGUACCUCCGAGCAGCUGUUGAGACCCAGCUGGAUAUCAUACAGAGACUGGACAUCACGCUGCGGCGAGCUGUCCGCCUGGGCGACCCCCGGGUCAUCCAUGUGGUGUGCACCACGCAAUGGAACACCUGCCUGCCCCUGCUGCAGCACAACCUGCGGCACCACCUGAGGAAGCCACUAGCCAACGUCGCGGAGGUGCUGGAGAAGGUGGACAGCCUCAUGACGCUGCUCCGCUGCCAAGUACACAUGGAGAUGGCGCAGAUUGAGGAGGACGAGGACCGGCUGGAGCCCGCCAUGGAGCACCUGCGGAAAGCCACACACCUAGAUAGCCUGGGCCUCUACCAGGACCGGCUCCGGAUGGCCUCCAACCGGCUGCACCUUUGCACCACGCUAUACCAGGCCCCCGAGCACGCCGAGGACAAGGCCAUCAUGGCCAUCGAGCAGGCAAAAAAAGCUACCCUGAAGGACAGCGUCAGGAAGAAGCGGGCCCUCCUGGUGAACGCAGGCCUGGCCUUAGCCCCCGACACCUUUCAGAUCGUGCUGGACAGUGAGAAUGAGGCCAAAGUGUCCACUGGGAAGAACAGGGGCCGGUUCACCUACCUUUGCUUGAAGGCACGGCACCACAUUGUCAGCGUGGACAAAGCUGCCGGGCACCUUCGGCGCCUGGGCUAUGAAAACGACAAGGAGAGGAUACAGAUCUGGGCAGAGCUAGCCAAAGUGGCACGGAAGCAGGGUGUGUGGGACGUCUGUCGGACGGCGAGCCGCUUCUGCCUCCUGUAUGACAACGUCAAGGUGAAGAAGCUGAGGCUGCGGAGAGGGAGGAAGAAGCGAGGUGGGGACGGCUCAGUGCAUGACGCUGGGAGCCAGCCUGAGGUCGUCCUGCAGAGGCAGGUGUCUCCUGACCUGCUGCGGAAGUUCGCGGAGGUGGGGUUCAUCAACGCUGAGGCCACUGUCCAUUUGCUGCGGUCAGAAGGUGUAGAGCUGAAUGACCGGGCCAUCCCUCCCGAAGACCUGAGCCAGCACCCGGCCGGCUACGUGCCUGAACCCCCGGAGGCGAAUGCUGAGUGGAUCACAUACAGAACCUGGAUUGAGAGCCUGUCCCAGUAUGCCAUGAAUAACUGGCUGCGUUCUGCAGAGAUUGGACAGGAACUCCAGGAGGCGUGGAUCGUGCAGAAUGCUGUGGUCUACGUCCUGAACCACAGCCGCCACCUGAUCCUGGCCGGGCGGCAGAGGGAGCUGGUGGACGCCCUGCACCACCUCCUGAGCAUCGUCAAGGCCACAGGCCACAGCGGGGACCCUGUGAUGCUGGUGACGCUCUGCAACACGCUGGCACGAGGCCUGAUCAUCAGCUGGAUUCCACCCCUGGCCGCUGAGAAGUCCAGGAAAUUGGUGCGAACAAAUGCCUUUCACAGCCCACUGGACGCAGGAGCCAUCUCCGAGAUCAAAACAGCGGUGGAGGUCUGCGAGUUCGCCCUGAACCUGACCAACGGGAGCACGCCGGAGGAGACGGUGCCCACCCGCGUCCGGCAGCAGCUCCUCGCCACCUGGGUCAAGGCCAAGCAGCUCCUGCAGCAGCAGAUCGGGCCACGGCUGGGCACCGAGGAGCAGGGUACCAGUGAGGAUGUCAGCUCGAUAACCAGAGUCCUUGUUGCCUUGGAAAUGUACUCAUGCAACGGGCUGGGCCUCAUGGACUUCACCGUCCCCUCCCUGGCCCAGGUGGUGAAAAUGGCUUCUGAGUGCAACUGGUCGGACCCCCUGGUGGAGCUGCAGACCCUGACGCGGCUGACCCACUUCGCCUACGCGGCACGUGACCAUGAGACCACCAUGGCCUGUGCUCACAAGGCCGUUGAGAUGGGCGUCAAGUACCUGAAGAUAUUUGGUCCCGUGGAGUCCCAGCUGGUGGCGGAGAUGCUGUGCACGGCCGCGGUUGUCCAGGGCAGGAGCAUCAUGGAAAACCUGAAGGGCCAGAAGCAGCUGCGGCUGGUGGCGGCCAAGGCCUUCAUGGAGAGCGCCAGAUUUGGAGGCAUCGCGGGCAGCAGCACCCUGGUGAUGCUGGCCGCGCGGCACUACUGGAAUGCCUGGCUCCCACUCCUGUCCUCGGCAGUGUACAGGAAGAAGGCCCAGGGUGCCCUGCAGAGGCUCAUCCGCAUCAUCAACAGGACAGAGGCCAGAAAGCAGGAGGAAGAGAAGACGCUGCUUCUGCACCAGUGGCCCAUAGCCGACUUCCAAGGCGGCGGGACGGCCGACGGGUCUUUUCUUCCAGGGGCUGAGGACGACCUGACACUCCGCGCCGCGCUCUACGGCCUGCUCUUCCACAGCCAUGCUGACCAGGACAACUGGGAAGGCGGCCUCAAGGUGCUGGACGAGGCUGUGCAGGUGCUGCCGCGGACGGCCCACCGCCUCUUGAUCUUCAAGCACAUGAUCAUCGUGAAGGCCAAGCUCGGGCAGAAUUUCUCGAUGGAAAUCCAGAAGUUCAAGGCUGAGAGUGAGGACUACGUGGCAGGCAUGUGGCACCGGCUGGCCCUGAACUCGCGGAGCGUGUCUGGAGAGCUGGCCUGCUACCACAGCGCCAUCCAGGCCUUGCAGACGUACAGUCUGUAUUUCCUGGACCACCUGGUCAAGGCCCUGCAGAAGAUGUGCCUGCAUGAGCUCACGGUCCCCAUCCUGCAGCUGGGGGUGCUGAUUUCGGAGUCCGUGGUGGGAAGCAAGGGCCUGGCGGAUCUCUACCGCCUCCGCCUCGCCCACGUGUGCUCCGAGCUGAAGCUGAGGGAGGCAGCGGUGCAGCAUGAAGAGGCGGUCGGGCAGGUGCACAUCAGCGAGCUGGAGCAGGCCAGCUGCAGAAAAGAGAUCGCACUGAAAAGAGAGAAAAACAAGGAGCCCUUGUUAGAAGAAAGCCUGCCAGCACUCAACGAGCAGACACUUGCCGCCCACUCUGUAGAGAUCAAACCACUGGAAGCCAAGGACAGGAUUUUGAAGAUGAAUGGGGAGACUGGGAGGGGCCUCGAUGGGACGUCCUAUCCCCACCUGUGGAUUCUGAAGGCAGAGGUUCUGCUGGAGAUGAGCAUGUACCAGCCUGCACGGCUGCUCCUGUCCGAGGCUCACCUGGCUUUCCAGGAGCUGGAUGAGCCUUGUGCAGAGGCCCAGUGCCUGUUCCUCCUGGCACAGCUGGCCAACAAGGAGAAGAACUAUGGACAAGCCAAGAGAAUGAUUGCACAGGCCCAGCACCUGGGCGGAAACGAGGAGUUCUGGUACAAUUCCACGCUGACCCUGGCAGAGACGCUCUUGUCCAUGGAACACUCAGGACAAGAAGCUACGGUGUGCCACAUAUUUCAGAAGCUCAUCAGUGCCCUCAAGAUUCUCAAGAAGGAAAGACCAAACCGAAUGCCGUUGUUAGAAUUCAUGAUCACAGACCUAGAAGCCAGGUGCCUGAGUCUGCGGGUCAGAGUUGCACAGGAGUCUGCAGUCAGGGAACCCACAGAGUGCUCACUGCUGCUGAAAGAGAUGGACGACAGCUUGUUGGAUAUUGAGAGAAGGUUUAUCGACUGUGGCUACAAAGAGAAUUGUGUUGAUGUCAAACUAGAGCGUGCGAAGAUCAAGAGGUUACGUGCCCAGAACGAGAAAGAUGAAGAACAAAAAACUGCGUAUUACUUGGAAGCGUAUGGCCUGGCGCAGAGCGCCGUGGCUGAGGAAGAAGAGAGGUUCCAGAGCAUCCAGGCCUUGCUGUCACUUCACGACGUGCAGAAUGUCAACACGCCCCUGAUGAGGAAGCUGGCGCACCUCAAGCUCAGCCUCGUGGAGAUGGCUCUGGGCAUGCUCCAGUUCAUCUGGGAGGAGGCCCACGGGCCGCAGAGUGAGCAGGGGUCCCUGGAGAAGCUGCUGGCCAAGUAUCUGCAGAACACCGGCGACUACACUUCCGUUGGCCUGCAAUGGUUCACGCUGAAGCGCACCCUGGCACACAGGGCACUGGCGCAGCUGGGGAGCCUGCAGCCGCUGAGUGUGGGCUGCGUGGAGAUCCGCGCCCGGCUCCUGGGACUGGCCGGGAGGGCCAUCCACCUGCUGGCCGUGCAAGCAGACCCUGUGCGCCCCGCCUGCUACUGGGAGGAGGAACCCUCGGUGGGCGCCAAGCUAAGCAACCUCAGGUCUCUGGAGCUGGAAGCAGAGGAAGAGGAUGCCGUGAAGUCCAGCAGGGACCUGCCAGCCUCCAGGGCGGCCCCGGAGGAGCACGGCAGGAAAGGCGGGGACCUGAAGAGGAGGAUGGUUCUGGCCCAGCGGUACCUGGCGCAGGCGUCAGAGGUGCUGCUGCAGUGCCUACACGUGGCCCUUGGCAGUGGCCUCCUGGAUGUGGCAGCAGCCGCCAGCCUGGAGAUGGUGGAGUGCAUCGGCGCACUGGACCCCAUGACUACCUGCCAGUUCCUGGCGCUGUCUCAGAGCUGCUCGGCCUCAGAUACAAUGAGGGACGUCCUGCUCGCAGCCACGGCCAACACCAGCAGCUCCCAGCUGGCAGCCCUCCUGCACCUACAGCACCAGCUCCGGCGCCAGGACAGGACCACCACCAGCCUGGGCGCCAGCGUGGAGCAGAGGCUGGCUGCUGUGUCCAAGGCUUGGCAAAAUCUCUGCGUCACUGAGCAGCAUUUUAACCUCUUGAAUGAGAUUCCUCCCACCUUUCGGAUACUCUUUCUGCAGCUCUCACCGGACAGCAGGUCCCAUCUAUACAGCGCUGCCUACGAGAAACCCAAGUUCAUUCCUGUAGCCAAAGGAAAGGUGCAGCAUGUGGGAGUUCCCUGCAAGGUUAUGCGGCUGGCUGUGAGUCCCACCGCCUUCUCCCACCUGCUGGCCUGUGCCCAGGAGUUCCGGAAGGAGAUCCAGGCCCAGGCGUACGCAGAGGACCUGCUUCUGAGCACAGGCUCGGAGCCAGAAAGCCUGCAGGCAGAAGAGCAGAAGCCCCCAGUGCACAGUCUCCGCAGCGUCCUGGAGGCCCUGGAGGAGCUUCUGCAGCCGCUCUUCCCCAUGCUCAGUGUCUCCGAGGCCAGAGUGCAGACGCCCAUGGUGGUUGCAGAUUCAGGGAAGUCCAAGGGUAAAGACAAGGAGAGGAAGCCGUCCACAGGGCCGCAGAACACAGCCCAGCCCGAGGUGGCCGAUAAGGUCGUCCUGGUGGCAGACAGACGUCUCCUGGAGCUGCCGCUGGAAGGUCUCUCCAUGUUUGAUGAAGGGACAAUUUCCUCUGUGUCACGAGAAUUUUCUCUCCAAAUGUUAUGGAAUCGCCUCCGUAAAGAAGAUACAGCAGAAGGUGUCACGAAAAAGGAGGGGAGAAGCAGAGACUCCAAAAAGAGAAGCCUAGCGAAGAAGGGCAAGAAGGGCAGCUUCCCCCGGGUCAUCCCCCCUGACUGCAUCAUGGUCGACUCAGACAACUUCAAGUUCGUCGUGGACCCGUAUGAGGAGGCCCAGGGCCCAGAAAUGCUGACUCCUGUCUCCAUCACCCAAGAAAUUUUGGAAAGAUUCCAAGACACGUUCACGUCGCGAUGGGUGGGACAUCUGGGAAGCAAGCAGUUUCCCAGCCAGGCCCAGUGGGAGCAGGCCCUGGGCAGCUGCAGCGGCUUCUUCUUCUAUGGGAUGGAGCGCUUCCUGUCCCACGUAUUAGUGGAGAGAUUGGUCGCCAUGAACUUGCAAGAGUGCCAGGUGCUGGUCGUGCUGGACCUGGCGCAGUCAUACCAGAGCAUGAGGCGGCAUAUGGAGAGCUUGGAGCACAGGAGCGCCUCAGAGCCGUCCCUGGAGGAUCCCAUCAACGUGGCCAUCCUGCUGAGCCUGGUGGGGGUCAAGAGCAUCCUGGCGAACCAGUGGCCUACACUGCUGCAGGACAACGCACUGCGGGCCAGCAUCCUUUGGGAAAAUCUGUUGGCCGUCGGGAAGCCCGUUGGAGAAACGGUGCGACUCCUGCAGGAGAUGAGCGGGGAUGAGGCGGUGAACCAAGACGAGGCUUCUCAGACCUUGAAGGACAAGGUGCUCCUGCUGCUGCAGCCGCAGCUCCAGAGCUCUGAGCUCCUUCCCACCACGCUCAACUUGGUCCUGUACGGGCUGCCACACCAAGCCGUCGGGUAGCGCGGGCCUGGACACCGCCCUCCACCCUGCCCCUCUACCAACCCACAGCUCUCCCAUCCCCACCGCCAGGCUGGCUCUCCCCAGCCCUUGGCGUGGCCUCAGCCCGAGACCUUCCACCGUGCCCUCCUGCCGGGCGGUCACCUAGACCUCGAGCUCUACCUGCCCGUGUGCGCCACGGGGUCUGUGUCAGGGCUGGAGCUGCGUCUCUCCCCAGGGCCAGGACAAGGGCGGCCUCCCAUCAGGAGGCUUCCCCAGCCGCGGGCUCAUUUAUGCUGGCAGCAAAACCGCCUUUCCCUGGGGAGGAGGCACCCGCAGCAGAGCCCCAGAAGACAAAGCCUCUCAGCGCCAUGCCGGUGCUGGGUUGCUCAGACCAGGAGCACCAUUAGGACCUGUUAGGCUGUUUUUCAUUUGAGUGUUCUAGUAAACAACAAAAGCCAG
Molecule: messenger RNA, 7803 nt
Organism: Cebus imitator (Panamanian white-faced capuchin)
Lineage: Eukaryota; Metazoa; Chordata; Mammalia; Primates; Cebidae
Gene: CFAP46
Product: cilia and flagella associated protein 46
Exons: 55
Coding region: 229-7365 (2378 amino acids)
Biological process (GO): cilium movement involved in cell motility; axoneme assembly
Source: RefSeq, a predicted model, not a curated record